AACAGCCCCAGAGCUGCCAUUUCGAGUGUGACAUUAUCCUCCCAUGUCCCCUCUCUGGGCCUCGAUUUCCCUAUGUGCAGAGAGGGAGCAGUGACCUACACGGUCUUCCCAGUUUUGCCAUUGUGGUGAUGUCACUAUACUGGACCCUCCAAUGACUCAGGGAUGUUACCCGUGUUUUGCUAAGGCUACAGCUUGUAGCCAGAGAAAGCCCUAAACCCAUGUCCCAGGGUCUCCUCUGAGCUUCAGAUCCCCAUUGAGAAGGAAAAUAUACCAGUUUCUGGGUUUGGCCCCUCCCCCCAUCGCCAUAUCUUCAUCCUACUUCGCUUGUGCCUUCCCCAGCCUCGUGGGUUGAAAGUGUCCCUCAAAUACCUAGGUAGUCCUCCAGGCAGGACUCCAGGGGUGUUCCUUAGGAAACUGAGGAACUCUCACCCCUUGAACACCACGAGCUUGCUCACACAGUGGCACUCAGCGAUGACUUUGGCUCUGCUCUCCCCUCCUCCAUCUCCCACGAGCUUCCAGCCCAGAACACCUGGCCAGACCCAGGUCGGGGGAGUUAGAUCCCGGGGUCAAGCAACCAGAACUGGGGGCUCUUGCCUGAGGACUCCAGCUUCUCUUCCCAGGUGCCCGUCUGAUGGGGAGAUGGCUGAUGCCCAGAACAUUUCACUGGACAGCCCAGGGAGUGUGGGGGCCGUGGCAGUGCCUGUGGUCUUUGCCCUAAUCUUCCUGCUGGGCACAGUGGGCAAUGGGCUGGUGCUGGCAGUGCUCUUGCAGCCUGGCCCGAGCGCCUGGCAGGAGCCCGGCAGCACCACGGACCUGUUCAUCCUCAACCUGGCGGUGGCUGACCUCUGCUUCAUCCUGUGCUGCGUGCCCUUCCAGGCCACCAUCUACACGCUGGAUGCCUGGCUCUUUGGGGCCCUCGUCUGCAAGGCCGUGCACCUGCUCAUCUACCUCACCAUGUACGCCAGCAGCUUCACGCUGGCUGCUGUCUCCGUGGACAGGUACCUGGCCGUGCGGCACCCGCUGCGCUCGCGCGCCCUGCGCACGCCGCGCAACGCCCGCGCCGCAGUGGGGCUGGUGUGGCUGCUGGCGGCGCUCUUCUCGGCGCCCUACCUCAGCUACUACGGCACCGUGCGCUACGGCGCGCUGGAGCUCUGCGUGCCCGCCUGGGAGGACGCGCGCCGCCGCGCCCUGGACGUGGCCACCUUCGCUGCCGGCUACCUGCUGCCCGUGGUCGUGGUGAGCCUGGCCUACGGGCGCACGCUACGCUUCCUGUGGGCCGCCGUGGGUCCCGCGGGCGCGGCGGCGGCCGAGGCGCGGCGGAGGGCGACGGGCCGCGCGGGGCGCGCCAUGCUGGCGGUGGCCGCGCUCUACGCGCUCUGCUGGGGUCCGCACCACGCGCUCAUCCUGUGCUUCUGGUACGGCCGCUUCGCCUUCAGCCCGGCCACCUACGCCUGCCGCGUGGCCUCGCACUGCCUGGCCUACGCCAACUCCUGCCUCAACCCGCUCGUCUACGCGCUCGCCUCGCGCCACUUCCGCGCGCGCUUCCGCCGCCUGUGGCCGUGCGGCCGCCGACGCCGCCACCGCGCCCGCCGCGCCUUGCGGCGCGUCCGCCCCGCGUCCUCGGGCCCACCCGGCUGCCCCGGAGACGCCCGGCCUAGCGGGAGGCUGCUGGCUGGUGGCAGCCGGGGCCCGGAGCCCAGGGAGGGACCCGCCCACGGCGGAGAGGCUGCCCGAGGACCGGAAUAAACCCUGCCGCCUGGACUCCGUCUGUGUCCGUCUGUCUCACUCCCGUUCUCCGAAGGCGGGACCCCACCGCGCCAGGGAUGGGGCAAUGCCACGAGCUCUCUGAGGGGCGUUGAGUGGAGCGACUUGUCCCCGCAGCACAGCGGAGCACCAGCCCAGUGGACACCCCUGGGUGUGAAUAUGGACAGCACAGCCCGCCCCCAGCAGGGCAGCCCCCAGAGCCUGCCCAGAGCCAGCCUGGCAGUCCCUCUGCCCAUCCUUCCAACUGGGUGACACCUAGGCCCUGCUUCCUCCACCACCUCUUAACUAUCUCCUUGGUUCCAAGCUCAGUCCUAGAGAUGGGGUUUCACCGUGUUGGCCAGGCUGGUCUUGAACUCCUGACCUCAAGCGAUCCGCCCGCAUUGGCCUCCCAAAGUGCUGGGAUUACAGACAUGAGCCACCGUGCCCAGCCCAGAGGUAACAUUUGACAUGUAUUUUCUUGGAGAAAGGUGGGGAGGGGCAUGCCAGGUACAGCAACAGCCUGUGCAAGGCAGGGGACGUGCAGGGCAGUAAGUGGCUCCUGCAGCUGAGGCAGGGAGAGAUUGGGGCAGGGGAGGCCUGGAGGGCAGGAGCUUCAUCCUUCAGGCAGAUGGUGAUGCACUGAAGGUUUUCAGGAGAGGAGGGGGCCUAUCAGAUGUGCAGUUCAGAAAGCCCCCAGGGCUGCUGUGUACAAGCUGGGAUGGAGGCCUAGACUUGGCAGAGGACUCAGAUCAGGUGGGUUCUCCUGGGCCCUUCUUGGAAGUGAGGAGACCGGUAAAGAGUCUGCUCUGUGAGCUCUGUUGAGGAAAGCCAACGAGGCCUGGCCUAGGACUGGGAAGAUAUUUUUGCCGUGGACUUGGCAGGAAGAUGGAUGGCCUGCUGCCAGGCUUGGGCUUGGUUCCCGAGGCUCCGAGGUUUGCUUCAGGGGGCUAAUGAAACACUUGGAAGAGCAGAUGGUCGUAAUAAUAAUAACUCAGGAGAGAAUUGUGUGUCCAAUAGAGCCCAAGGCAGGCAAGAGGGUCGGAGUGGAGGCUGAAUUGAGUCCUGGCCACUGCUCCCCAGGGCCUGAGAGAACCCUCCUGAUCUGAGCCCUCUGUCAAGUGUAGGGCUGAGCCUGGGGCAACCCUGGGGACCUGGAAAGGCACUUUUCUUAGUUGGAAGGAGGUUUGGAUUCUACAACCUUCUUAACCUUCCUGUUUGUGCAAACCUCUUAAGAAGAGGCCUGGCCGGAUCACGAGGUCAGGAGAUCGAGACCAUCCUGGCUAACACAGUGAAACACCAUAUCUACUAAAAAUACAAAAAAUUAGCUGGGCGUGGUGGCAGGCACCUGUAGUCCCAGCUACUCGGGAGGCUGAGACAGGAAAAUGGCAUGAACCUGGGAGACAGAGCUUCCAGUGAGCCGAGAUCACGCCACUGCACUCCAGCCUGGGGGACAGAGCGAGACUCCGUCUCAAAAAAAAAAAAAAAAUUACUCUUUAGGGGGCCUGGCGCAGUAGCUCAUGCCUGUAAUCCUAGCACUUUGGGAGGCUGAGACAGGUGGAUACGAGGUCAGGAGUUCAAGACCAGCUUGGCCAAGAUGCUGAAACCCCAUCUCUACUAAAAAUACAAAAAAAAAUUGGUCGGGCUUGGUGGUACACACCUGUAAUCCCAGCUACUCGGGAGGCUGAGGCAGGAGAAUCGCUUGAACCCAGGCAGCAGAGGUUGCAGUGAGCCAAGAUCGCGCCACUGCACUCCAGCCUGGGUGACAGAGCAAGACUCUGUCUCAAAAAAAGAAAAAAAAGAUUUACUCUUUAGGGAGCUCUUUCUGGCUGCCCAGGCAGGCUUUCAUAGGGAGGAAGUACAGAGUGUGCUGACUGGAGCAGAGAGAUCAGUCAGGAGGCUCGUGUGAGAAUCCAGAGAGAAAGACAUAGAGGCAUUGGAAGUGGUGGGGAGACAUGGACAGAUGGGUCAGCCACUUAGGAGGUACAAUUGCUAGGACUUGGUGACUGUUGGAGGGUAAGGAGGAGAGACGUGUCCCAGAUGACACCCCAGACUUCUGGCUUGGGCUAUUUGGGGGUGGCAGUGGGGAUAACU
This is a messenger RNA of Gorilla gorilla gorilla (western lowland gorilla), 3834 nucleotides long. RefSeq names its product galanin receptor 3 (gene GALR3). NCBI's taxonomy places the organism in Eukaryota, Metazoa, Chordata, Mammalia, Primates, Hominidae. The record is from RefSeq and is a predicted model, not a curated record. Gene Ontology annotation, biological process: negative regulation of adenylate cyclase activity; G protein-coupled receptor signaling pathway. The transcript has 3 exons. Gene Ontology annotation, cellular component: plasma membrane. Gene Ontology annotation, molecular function: galanin receptor activity. Bases 472 to 1746 code for a protein of 424 amino acids.